Molecule: messenger RNA, 1558 nt
Organism: Annulohypoxylon truncatum
Lineage: Eukaryota; Fungi; Ascomycota; Sordariomycetes; Xylariales; Hypoxylaceae
Exons: 5
Coding region: 202-1317 (371 amino acids)
Source: RefSeq, a predicted model, not a curated record
CCCACGCUGACGCUCUCGGAGUUUAGUAGGUAUGAGUGAUGGUAGCGCUGUAGAUACUUCUCUGGCUGGUGAAAGUCAGCAUCUUCGAGUUUCUAGAGUGGUUUUCACUACUAGAUAACUCAGAUUUCGUCAUCGUCAUCGUUCUUACCACCGCCGACAUCCCCUCUUGUCAACUUGCGCCGGCGCGCAUAGACAUUCAAGAUGGGCGUCAUUCAAGAUAUUGCGGACAACUACUCCCAGGGCCAGAUGAUCGGCCUCGGGAUAGCCUUCAUGAUAUUACCCAUCGUUGCUGUCGGCUUACGAUUGUGGGCUAAGGCCCUCGGAAAGGGUAUCAAGAUGGAUGAUUAUCUCGUAAUAGCUGCAACUGCGGUUUCUGUUGGUUGUGCCGUGGUACAGCUGAUUGCCGCCAUCAACGGCCAACUCGGCCAACACCAGACUGUUGGAGUGGACGGGGCACCGCUCCUGGACGAUCCUCGAUUCGUCAUCUAUGAGAAGUGCAAACUCGCGGUCAACAUACUUUCAACCGUCGGUCUCGGAUUCGUGAAGUCGUCCAUCUUGGUCUUUUACAUGGACAUCUUCUACGGAAGGCCGUUCAAGCUCGCCUCCCAGAUCGUGCUCGGCAUCGUCGUGAGCUGGACGAUCUCAUUUUUCUUCGCAAACCUCUUCACCUGUUUUCCGAUCAGUCCAUUUAUCGAGGCAUUUUACCACAACAAGUGCGUCGACGGGCUUGCGCUGUGGUACGGCAUGGCCAUCUCGGAUAUCCUCAUUGACGUGAUCAUCCUCGUCAUGCCCAUUCCGAUGGUCUUGCAAUUGCAAUUGCCGUGGAAGCAGAAGCUGGGUGUGCUGGUUAUGUUCCUUCUGGGCGCAACAGUAUGCGCGUUCAGCCUCACGCGUGCUCUCAUAUAUGUCCACGUCGGUGAUCGUCUGGCUCUCCACUUCAAUGACGAGACUUACUACACCUCGCCCGUCUUCUUUUGGGCAGUUAUCGAGCUAUCCACAGCCGUGCUCAGCGCCUGUCUUCCGACGUACCGACCGAUAUGGCUUCUGAUGCGCGGCCGUCCCGUCAGGCAGAAGCAUCAGGGCUCCUACUUCUCGCGAAACCAAGACAGCAGCGGCAUCAGCCGUACCGGCCGGGGUUAUCCCUUAGGGUCGGUGACCGACUACAAAGACGACAUCGGGCUUACCGACAACAUGCGAGGAGUAGACGUAGAUAUCAGCGCCGAGGGCAACCACUCGGAGGAGCACAUUGGGCCGGGUCGCGGGAUUACCGUCGAGCGCAGCGUCCACCUAGGCAGUCGGCCGGUGGAACAUGUAUAAAUUCGGCGUUGGGCAUUUGGGCGGACAUUGUACUAUGUUAAGACGAAUACUAAUGAUAUACGCCGUGGGAAAGUCGGUCACGUAUGUUUAUUACGAGAUUACCUAAGAUUAAUAUACAUAAGUGUAUAAUAUGUAAAUCAAACGAUCUGUUGGCGAUUUUUUAUUUUUUAUUUUUAUUUUUCUCCCAACUGGUACCCCUUUUCACGGUCUCGGGAGACAACCCCAACCAGCGGCACAGCAA